CCAUAGGUUAAAAAGUUCAAGCACCAGCGCAAUACCAAGCUUCGCCUCAUCACCAACUCCAUCUCUUGCCAUCUUCUCCUCUCUUCUCCGCCUCCUCUCCCUCUCCAGAGUCCGAAACCCAUCUACGUGGGCGUAGUAGGGUGUGGGAGUUGAACCAGGAGGCUCCGAUCUUGGGCGUAUCUCCAGAUCCACCUUUUUGGGUCGUAUCUUGGGCGAUUUGGAGCAAGCCCCAAAUAGUUUCUUGCAGAAAGGAACCGCUUUUGCGCCGCUCCCGCCUCAGUGCCUUUGCUUGUUGUUCUUGCCUCGGAUCAUUUAUCCAUCUAGGAGAAAGGAGCCACCUUGCAUUUAUUCUUUGGUCCCUUUGGAGAUCGCCUCGUCAAGAUUUGGUGGGAACCCAAUUCGCUGCGAUUCUUUGUGGAAAAGGCGCCGCUUUGGUUCCUGUUUCCCCAUAGCUCCCAACUCUAUAUAUCUCCAUCUCUUGUUCAACUACUUGCCUAACUUUCUUUUACUUCGAUCCACUAAUUGUGCCUUCCCCGUCUCGGCAUUCGAUCGUUUUUUGAUUUGACGCAAGCCAGGUCAAUCUCUGGCCCUUGUUUUCCUGGGAGUUGUUGUGGUCGUUCCUGUUCUUAGUCGAGACAUGGCGGCGGCGAACGGAGGUGCUGGUGCGGCGCUGUUCAGCGAGGAGGAUCUGCGGGAGGUUAGCGGGCUGCGCCGUGGGGAGGACUUCGUGGAGGUGACGUGCGGAUGCACCAGUCACCGCUACGGCGACGCCGUCGGCCGUCUCCGCGUCUACGCCUCCGGCGACCUGGAGAUCAACUGCGAAUGCACGCCCGGCUGCCGCGAAGAUAAGUUGACACCUUCUGCCUUUGAGAAGCACUCUGGAAGGGAGACUGCAGGAAAGUGGAGGAACACUGUUUGGGUAAUGGUCCAGGGAGAAAAGGUUCCAUUGUCAAAGACAGCUCUGCUCAAGUACUACUACUUGGCGCACAAAUCCACCAAUGGUUCUCAUAAAGGUCGCAAUGGACGUCCAUCGCACCGUGAUGAGUUCAUCCGCUGUACAAAAUGUGGCAAGGAGAGGAGAUUCCGGCUCCGGUCCAAAGAAGAGUGCCACAUUUAUCAUGAUGCUCUUGCCAAAGUUAACUGGACAUGUGCAGAUUUGACAACUGAUAGCGUCUCCUGCGAUGACGAGGAGGAGCGAGCGACCCGCAAGGUGGUGAGGGGCUGCUCCCGGGUCACAUCCUGCGCCGGCUGCAUGAAGUGCGUGUGCUUCGGGUGCGAGAUCUGCCGCUUCAAGGACUGCAACUGCCAGACCUGCGUCGAUUUCUACCGCAACUCGAAGGAAUAAGAGGAUCUAACACCAUUCGUUCGCACCAAAAAAAUAUCCUCUUCCGAGGUUGUCAUACUUGGCAAACCAGAGGCUUUAGCUUCUAGUUCACCCAGGUCGAUGCCCCAACAUCAUUGGGGCAGGGCGCUAUUCUGAACGUUUCUCUUUUCCCACGGCUGUGCAUCCGUGGGCUAGCCGGGGAAGCCAGCCAAUUUUUGUUACAUUCAAUUUACCAACAGUUCCGUUCAAUUGCACUUUACAUCGGCGAA
Phragmites australis (common reed) is the source of this 1593-nucleotide messenger RNA. RefSeq names its product protein ULTRAPETALA 1-like. NCBI's taxonomy places the organism in Eukaryota, Viridiplantae, Streptophyta, Magnoliopsida, Poales, Poaceae. The record is from RefSeq and is a predicted model, not a curated record. The coding region runs from base 638 to 1345 and encodes 235 amino acids. The transcript has 3 exons. Gene Ontology annotation, cellular component: cytosol; nucleus.